Molecule: messenger RNA, 1937 nt
Organism: Anopheles bellator
Lineage: Eukaryota; Metazoa; Arthropoda; Insecta; Diptera; Culicidae
Product: amyloid protein-binding protein 2-like
Exons: 1
Coding region: 206-1663 (485 amino acids)
Biological process (GO): intracellular protein transport
Molecular function (GO): protein binding
Source: RefSeq, a predicted model, not a curated record
GCUUCAGGCUCGAAAUCUCUGUAAUCAAGAUAAUAACAUAGUUGAUCGUGAUCGCGUGUUUGUUUGUCCGAUAAAUCCCCUAUUGUUUGCCGCAAUCCUCUCGAACCAACAGGAGAGACACUGUUAACCCGUUGGCAGAAACGGGUAGAAGCACGAGUGACGUGUGCGCGUGUACGUGAAUGUGCGAUAGGCCAAAGGCGCGACGAUGAUCUCGGAACUGUUCCAAACGAUGCACAAGGCCCGCUUCAGCGGCAUCCGGAUUGUGCCGGAGAACUCGCCCUCACUGCAGCAGCAGUGCGUGCGUGCGUUCGUCGAGGGCCUGCUGCGGGCCGAGCGGGGCAGCGAGCAGGUGAUGCAGCAGCUCCAGCUCCUGCCGGCCCCGCUGCUGACGUCGAUCCUCGAUCGGAUGUGCAGCUAUCCGCAGCUCCGCGGGACGCUACGGGCCGAGUUGACCGACCCGGUGACGUUCAUGAAGCUCUUCAACGGAUACGCCCCGGACCAGGGCACGCUCGAGAAGUGUCUGCGGGAGGCGGCCCUGGGCGGGCGACCGCAGGUCCUGAAGGACCUGGCCAACCGAUACUGUGAUAUGUUGCGCACGGUGACCGCUGAAACCAGCGAUGGGGCGGCAGCGGCCAUCACCAUCAUGGGCCGCGUGCUGGAGACGCUCAAGUUCGGCGACUACCUGUGCGAGGCCGGAUGGUGCCGGUCGGCGGUCGAAGUGCUGACCGUGACCGAGGAACUGGUGAGCCUGCUCGAUACGCACCGCGGUACGUCACCGCGCCACCUGGCGGCCAAAUGCCGCGUGCAGCUGCUGCGCGCCCAGAUCGGCGCCUGUCAGACGGGGCGGGCGGCCAGCACCGUCGAAAAGUUGCUGUCCUUCGUUCACGCAACGGAGCAACGGCGUCUGGAUGGCUCGCCGCCCACCGGCACCCUUCUAGUCAAGGUGUUCCUGCAGCUCGGCAGCUACUACUACUACGUGCACGAUCUCUCCCGCUGCCAUUUUUGGGCACUGCGCGCCCUCGCGACGCUGGACGCGAGCGCGGAGUCGACGCCGGCGGCGGCCGGCGACGUGAUCGAGGUGCUGCAGCUGAUCGCCCAGUUCUGCAUCGCGAAGGAGCGCCACGACCUUGGCAACAUGCUGAUCAGCCAGGCGGUGCGGCGGGCCCGGACCCACUACGGAAGUCUGCACCGCCGCUACGCGGACGUCCUUCAGCAGUACGGGUUCGCGUUGCUGCGCAUGAACGCGACCGGGCCGGCGACCACCGCGUUCACCGAGUGCCUGGAUAUCGUCGGCCGCGUUUACGGCCUGCUCAGCCCGCACGCCGUCGUCCUGGAGGGCUACUUGGCCCACUGUCUCUAUCUGCGGUCGCACACCACCGGCCGUUUCGAUAUGGCGCUCCGGCACGCCGAUGCCGCCCUGGAUCUGGCCCGCCAGUUGAUGCCCACGAGCCGACUGAUCCGCCGCCAGCUGGAGGCGACCCGCGAGCUGAUCCUGCGCGGACCGGACCGUAACCGGGCGACCAAAGAGAGUGCACCGGCCCGCGAGCGGGACUUUCGUCCGUUCACGCUGCACGAAAUCCGGGAGAAGUUCUUCGAGCUGGACUCGUCGUUCGAAAGGGAAGCGGCAUCGACGACGGCGGCCACGAACCUGCUGGUGUGCUGAUGUGCGGUGGAGUAGAGCGAAAAUCUCGAAGGACACCGAGAUCAGUUCAUUAUGUCUCCCACGGUUUACUUUUUUGAUCCAUUUUGUUCGCAACGCUGUCGAAUAGGAAGUAGAGUAGCGGCCAAGGUCCCACCAACCCCCUAAAGAUAAAGCUAGACCCUAAGAGAGUGAAUGAGUUGGAGAGGAAGCGAGAGAGGAGAAGUUACCACCUAAAGCCCAAUCUGAGUCGUCUAUUUUUGUAAGACGCUUCAAGUCUAAUAAAACGUAAGCAUUU